This is a messenger RNA of Carya illinoinensis, 1112 nucleotides long. RefSeq names its product peptidyl-prolyl cis-trans isomerase FKBP20-2, chloroplastic. Lineage: Eukaryota; Viridiplantae; Streptophyta; Magnoliopsida; Fagales; Juglandaceae. The coding region runs from base 84 to 863 and encodes 259 amino acids. The transcript is spliced from 7 exons. Gene Ontology annotation, molecular function: peptidyl-prolyl cis-trans isomerase activity. The record is from RefSeq and is a predicted model, not a curated record.
CGUUAUUCCCUGUUGGGUCUCUCGUCUUCUGGUUUACAUACAUAUAUGCAGGACGCUUCAGCUUAGACCCCCCCAUAGAAGCCAUGCUGCUUACUUGCUCUGCUCCCUCUUUCAUGUCCAAGCCUCCUUUUCCUCACAGAACGCUUUCAACACGUACCGUGCUUGGAACUUUCCAUACUCAGAAAAAGCAAAUAGUGCAUUGCUGCUCAAUUCACAGGUUGAAUGAUCAAAGCGCAAAAAAUAGUUAUUUAUCAUACUGUGAUGAGAACUUGAGGCGGAGGCUUCUCCUAUUCGUUUCGGUCACAACAGCCUUGUUUCCAACUUUAUCUUCUUCUGGAAAGACAAAGAGUAAGAAUCCCUAUGAUGAAAAACGCUUGCUAGAACAAAAUAAGCGGGUACAGAAAGAAAACAAUGCACCUGAAGACUUUCCAACUUUUAUUAGAGAAGGAUUUCAGGUUAAUGUGGUGACACCAGAGAACUACAUUAAGAGUGACUCGGGGCUUAUAUACAGGGAUUUUGAAGUUGGUAAAGGUGAUUGCCCAAAGGAUGGUCAACAGGUGACUUUUCACUAUGUUGGCUAUAAUGAGUCAGGUCGCCGUAUUGAUAGCACAUACCUACAGGGUUCCCCGGCAAAAAUCCGCUUGGGCAAUAACGCAUUGGUCCCAGGAUUUGAGCAAGGGAUUCGAGAAAUGAGACCUGGGGGAAAGAGAAGAAUAAUCAUUCCACCAGAACUUGGACCACCUGUUGGGCCUUCCACCUUCUUUAGCUCAAAACAGUUUGAAGUUUUUGAUGUGGAGCUGCUUAGCGUUCAGGACUGUCAAAGGAGGACCAUCGGUUUUUACUCCGAUGUUGUGUGCAAUUAAGUGAAAUUCAGUGAUGGGGACUAUGUUGUUCCUAUAUAAGUAUCUCUUCAUUUUCUAAAAUAGAUAGGUCAUCUUCUUUGAAAGACAUUUGAAAGAAAAAAUGGCAUCUUCAUUGUAAGGUAGAUUUCUCAAUUCUCCCUUGGAACAAAAACAGAUUAAUUUGUCUGGAAGUGAAAGUAUUUAUCAUGUAUUGAACAAAGAUUUGGAGCUGUUUCCCCAAUGAUUUGUAGAAUAAAAUAUAUUUGGACA